Messenger RNA from Trichoplax adhaerens, 2220 nucleotides. RefSeq lists its product as uncharacterized. Gene Ontology annotation, molecular function: ABC-type transporter activity; ATP binding; ATP hydrolysis activity. Gene Ontology annotation, biological process: transmembrane transport. The transcript is spliced from 16 exons. Bases 1 to 2220 code for a protein of 739 amino acids. The record is from RefSeq and is a predicted model, not a curated record. Gene Ontology annotation, cellular component: membrane. Lineage: Eukaryota; Metazoa; Placozoa; Uniplacotomia; Trichoplacea; Trichoplacidae.
AUGGUUAAUAUUGAUAGAAUUUCUGGAAAAAUUGCGUAUGUUUCGCAAAUACCUUGGAUAUUUUCGGGGACUGUUAGAGAAAACAUCUUAUUUGGAUCUGAAUUUCAUGAAGAGAAGUAUCUAAAAGUUAUCGAAGCUUGUGCCCUUAGAAAGGACCUUCAACAAUGGCCCCAUAAUGAUAUGACAUACGUUGGCGAACGAGGUGUUCGAUUAAGUGGAGGUCAAAAAGCACGCAUUGGUUUAGCCAGAGCCGCUUAUUCAGAUGCAGAUAUUUACAUCAUGGACGAUCCACUGAGUGCAGUGGAUCUAGGAGUAGCCCAUCAUCUAUUUGACGAAUGCAUUUGUGGAUUAUUGAGUGGAAGCACUCGUAUUUUAGUUACACAUCAAGUUCAUAUGUUAGAUAAGGCAGAUCAGAUCGUUGCUUUAGAAAACGGAGAAAUCAAUUAUAAAGGUUCACCAAAGGAGUUAACUGAUAAAGGGAUAGAUUUUGAAAAAUUACUGGACUGUGGCGGUGAUAAAGCCACGCGAAGAAAUUCUGUCUACCGCGAAACCAAGGAUAAACUUGAGGAUUGUACGAAGGAUUUAACUUUACAAGAAGAAAAUCGUCAGGAAGGCAAAGUAACUUCUAGCACCUACUUAAAAUUCGUUGAAGCUGGGAAUGGAUUACUUUUUUUCAUUUUCGUUAUUCUAAUGAGCAUUGUCAGUCAAGGAGCUAUUGUACUUACUGACUGGUGGCUAUCUAGAUGGUCGGACAGCUUUGUGAAAGCUUCAGCGAAUGAAAGCAGUAGCAACGUCACUGUACUUGAAGAAACAGCAUUAUUUGGCUUAACAAAUAGGAUGACAAUUGUUGUUUACAGUUGUUUACUGAUUGGUGCUUGGAUUCUGAAUAUGUGUAGAUGCUUGCUAACGGUCAAGCUGGUUAUUGAUUCUGCAAGAAUUUUUCAUAAUCGAAUGCUUAAAUCAGUUUUGCAUGCACCGAUUUAUUUUUUCGAUACUAACCCAGUCGGGCGUGUACUGAACAGAUUUUCGAAAGAUUUAAAUCACAUGGAUAAUGAAUUACCAUUUACGGUUUUGCAAGUUGUGCAGAUAGAAGAUCAAUUCCUGAAGCAAUUUAUUACGUAUCAAGAUAAUCAGACUAAGCCAGCAUUUGCCAUUGCUGGGUUGACUCGAUGGAAUGGUUUCCACUUAGAUUUACUAUCUUCAAUAUACGUAACUUUCGUAGCAUUUAUUGGAGUUUUCGUUGCUGACGGUAUUAGUGCAGGUGCAAUAGGCCUCUCUUUAAGCUACUUACUACCUCUAAUGGGAAAUACUCAAUGGUUUAUACGUCAGACUGCGGAACUCGAAAACCAGAUGACAUCAGUAGAAAGAGUUCGUGAAUAUUCAGAGAUUAAACCAAAGCAAUCAAGUUCAACAGCUAUCUUACCAAAGGAUUGGCCCAGCAACGGGGAUAUAUCAUUAGAACAUGCUUCCUUCCGUCAUCAUGAGAAGUUGCCAUAUGUAUUAAACAAUAUUAAUUGCUUAAUUCGUGGUGGUGAAAAGAUCGGAGUUGUUGGUCGUACCGGUGCCGGGAAAUCUUCAUUUGUAGCAUCCUUAUUACGCAUGGCUGACGUUAAUGGUAGUAUCAAAAUUGACGGAAUAGCCACUUCAACGAUUGAUCUUACUUAUUUUCGUAGUAAAAUAUCUGUAAUACCUCAGGAUCCAUCUCUUUUUAUCGGAACCAUUCGCAAUAAUCUUGAUCCCUUCAAUCGUUACGAUGACUCUCAGCUAUGGGACGCAUUACGAGAAGUGCAGUUAGCCCCAUACGUCUGCAAUUUACCCAAUAAACUGGAUAAUGAAGUAUCUGAGGCUGGUUCAAAUUUCAGCGUAGGGCAAAAGCAAUUAAUUUGCCUUGCGAGAGCAAUAUUGAAAAUGAACAAAAUCUUAAUUAUAGACGAAGCUACAGCGAACGUAGACUUUGAUACGGACGAAGUAAUUCAGAAAUCGAUUAGAAAUAAAUUCCACCAGUGUACUGUCAUUACAAUUGCUCACCGCCUUAGUACAAUUAUAGAUUGCGAUCGAGUUAUGGUACUAAAAGGAGGAAAUUUAACUGAAUUCGACUAUCCCUAUAUACUACUACAAGACAAUAAUUCUGAAUUUGCAACUAUGGUGAAACAGGUAACUGCAGAUAGGAAGUUACACACUGUCGGGUUCAGCCCACAACAAGGAAACCUGGGUCUUUGA